CUUGACAAUGUAUUGACACUAACACACGUUGUUUAUGUUUUCUAUAAAUAUAGACCUAAGACAAUAUAAUAAUAAUGGAAUAAACAAACAUUAAACAUGCUAUUUUCUGUAAUAAAUGGCUAAAAUUAAAGUGAACAGUUAAUAAAAAACAUGACAAAUCAUUACGAAUCAUAUGGAUUUAGAAGGAUUUUGGAGGAAUUUAUUGAUACAUAUAGAAAUCAACCUUGUCUUUGGCAAAUGAAACACGAAGAUUAUCACAAUAGAGAAAAGAAAACAAAUGCAUAUAAUAAAUUAAUAGUUUUAUAUAAAAAAAUAGAACCAAAAGCCGAUCGUGACACCAUUGUAAAAAAAAUUAAUGCCCUACGGACGACCUACCGAAAAGAAAAGAAAAAGGUAGAAGAGUCUAAACUAUCUGGGACUGAAUACGUACCUACAUUAUGGUAUUUUAAUCUUUUAAAAUUUUUGGAUGACGAUCAAACAAUGAUAAAAUCUUCUCGUUCAAGUGUGGAUGAAAUUGACUGUUAUCAAGAAAUUGAGCAAAUAGAAAUUCAUGCAGAUGAUUAUUCUACUGGAACUGCUUCUACUCCUGAAUUUCCUGAGCAAGCAUCAAGUCACCCUACACCUUCCAAAAGAAAGCGUCAUUCAUUGAGAGAUGAACAUCCAAGAGAUUGGCCUAUUGAAAUUUUGUUAGAUGACAGCUAUUAUGAAAAUUUUGGAAAAAUUGUGGCAGCGAAAUUGCGAUGUUUAGCAAAAGAUCAGAGACUGUUGGCUGAGAAAAUGAUAAAUGACAUACUGUUUCAUGCGGAAAUGGGCGAUUUGACCUAUACAGAAGAUCAGAAACAAUUGAUGAGAAGUGAAUGGAAGAUGCACUUGCAGAAUCUUUUAUAAUCAACAGAUAUUAUUUGACAAAUUAGGAAAAAAUUGAUAGCUGAUUGCUAAUUCCUAUUGAUGAAAUUGAUUAUAUUCGAUAUGUGAAAUUUCAUUCAACUUGUC
Ctenocephalides felis (cat flea) is the source of this 993-nucleotide messenger RNA. RefSeq lists its product as uncharacterized. Bases 151 to 888 code for a protein of 245 amino acids. NCBI's taxonomy places the organism in Eukaryota, Metazoa, Arthropoda, Insecta, Siphonaptera, Pulicidae. The record is from RefSeq and is a predicted model, not a curated record. The transcript is spliced from 2 exons.